AUGUUCGCCAGAAAUCUGUCUUCAAGCGUGACUCCUCAACAGCGCGAGCACGUAGCAAUUGCUCAAGACUCCAUGUCGCACCUGUUACGAAUCAUGAAUGACUUGCUUGACUACACAAAACUUUCCUCCGGCUCGUUCUCACUCCACUCCGAUGUUGUAGACAUCAAGGAGGUUAUGGAUGCUGUUAUUAGGAACUGCAAAAGCUCCCUGAAAGCAGGGGUAGAACUGACCACUACUGUUCCUCCGGGUUUCCCCAGGCUGCUCCAUGGAGAUCCCCUGCGAGAUCGGCAGGUACUGCAGAAUCUGGUGGACAAUGCAGUCAAGUACACGGAGAGUGGCUAUAUUAAAGUCUUCAUUUUCUGCUACGAGGACGAACAACAACCGGGCCGUUGCACCGUCAGGACGGAGGUCGCGGAUACAGGCAUUGGAGUCCCUGAUAACGCGGUCAAUACCCUGUUUACUCCUUUUACACGUUUCGCUACGUCAGCGACCCGGGCCUAUCCGGGGACCGGACUAGGGUUGUCCAUCUGCAAGAGUUUGGCCAAACUUAUGGAGGGGACGGUAGGGUAUUCUCCGAAUCCAGAAAGCCAAGGUGGCAGUAUCUUCUGGUUCACCGUGAAGAUGGGCUGCAGUCGGUCAGUUGCUCGGUCACCAACCAUAAACAUUGGUUCGCCGGUGCCAGCUAAUCGCAAUACGGAGGACGAGCUGCGGUUGAUUGCUCCUCAGAAACAUAUAUUACUAGUGGAGGACAACCUAAUCAACCACACAGUGAUGCUAAAAUUGCUACGCAGAUUGGGAUUUGAGCGAAUUGAUGGGGCCUGGAAUGGCUCCGAAGCAGUGCGAUUGAUCAAGCAGAAGCCACUAUCCUACGACGUCGUCUUUAUGGACAUCUCCAUGCCUGUUAUGGAUGGCGUGACAGCGACAACGCGUAUUCGCGAGAUGGGUUUGCAAAUGCCAAUUAUUGCUAUCACAGGCAACGUGCUGCAGGGCGACACAGACAAGUAUAUGGCCAGCGGAAUUUGUGAUUGCAUCGCGAAGCCCGUGCAUCACGAUCAGCUACUGAAUGUGCUAUGGAAGUGGAUUGGACUAGCAUGUAGUUAG
Molecule: messenger RNA, 1101 nt
Organism: Aspergillus calidoustus
Lineage: Eukaryota; Fungi; Ascomycota; Eurotiomycetes; Eurotiales; Aspergillaceae
Source: the annotation of a GenBank genome assembly